Molecule: messenger RNA, 930 nt
Organism: Gymnodraco acuticeps
Lineage: Eukaryota; Metazoa; Chordata; Actinopteri; Perciformes; Bathydraconidae
Exons: 4
Coding region: 73-930 (285 amino acids)
Source: RefSeq, a predicted model, not a curated record
CUUCCGGGUUGCUUCUGGUCUGCGUAGCUGAGCGUCCACAAAUGUUUUACUGUUUAAAUCUGUGGUUUAAAUAUGAGUCGACGGAAGAUUUUCAAAACGGAGCAUUUGCAAAGACAAGUCUGCAGUCGUCACUUCGCUACGGAUCAACUAAUAGAGCCAAAAACCCUUGAUGGCCGUAGGAGGCUUGUGAAAGGUGCUGUCCCAACUCUGUUUGAGUGGAAUCACUUCACUGCUCAAACACCGCGGGCUAGUGUUUGGGAGAGAAGGGAGCGGCCCACUGAACCAGUCUCUCGGGAGGAGCAGGAAGAGCACAUCGAUGUCCGUGACCAUGAUUACUGCUCAACCCCUGAACCAGCUUCACUGGACAUGUCCUCUCAAGCUACAGAAUACAACUCCAAAACAGUGGAGGAUCUGCAGAAGCAACUGCAGGAGUUAAGAGUCCAGCGAGAGUUUUGCUUACAGCGGUUUGCUGGCUCCGACGACAACAUCCGAUUCUAUACCAGAUUCCCGAGCUAUAACCACCUGAUGGCUUUCUGGUUUUUGAUUGAGCCUUCCAUUUAUAAAAUGGUUCGUGUUACAAGAGCGAUAUCAGCUGCCAAGAGGAAUGAAGAAGUGGUUACACACGCACGUCCAUCAACGAGACAGCUGCUUCAGCCAAUUGACGAGUUCUUCCUUUUUCUUUGCUUCCUGUCGGUGGGUUUGAAAGAGAGGGACCUUGCAAACCGCUUCAACGUACACCAGUCCACUGUGAGCCGCAUCAUUGCAAUAUGGACGAGUUUUCUUACAACUUUAUUGGGGUCACAGUGCAUCUGGCUUACACCUGCAAGCCCACCUCCCAGAGGCAUUCAAAGAUUUCCCAGACACACAGGUGAUCCUGGAUUGCACAGAGCUGAGGUGUCAAACACCAUCCUCACUCCUCCUCCAAAGUGA